This is a messenger RNA of Daphnia carinata, 814 nucleotides long. It is a transcript of the gene amx, whose product is annotated as TM2 domain-containing protein almondex-like. Bases 9 to 776 code for a protein of 255 amino acids. NCBI's taxonomy places the organism in Eukaryota, Metazoa, Arthropoda, Branchiopoda, Diplostraca, Daphniidae. The transcript is spliced from 4 exons. The record is from RefSeq and is a predicted model, not a curated record.
AAAAAAACAUGGCAAAUGUUAAAUUUCGUUUCUUACCAUAUUUGAUACUGUGCUUCAUUCCUAACCCAAUUAAAGCACAUGAGAUAACCUCGAGUGCAAUUAACCAAAUAGGAGAAGCUUGUCUGCAAGAAUCAUGUAAUACAAUUACUGAAAUUAACGUCACUACCGAUUCCAGUAACAUGGAUCCGUCUGAGCAAACGACCGAAAUGCCCAGCGAAGAAGAUAUAUCAGGGGAAACUUCGAAUUCUUCAUCCACUGUUGGCGAUUCAUGUCACUUAUUACCUGUUGAAUUCAUGCGUUGUGAUUUAAAUUUCACAUGUAUCUACGGUGGACUUGUAAAUGUCUCUUGUGAAACUGAUCACCCGUGUAAGGGUUCUAAAAAAUUUCAUAAAGAAAUGAAAUGUCAGUAUUGUUACCAAACUUCAGCAGAAGAUCAUUCUUGCAAUGCAACAGGCACCUACUGCAAUUCAGCAGCCAAUCCAGUUCAAAAGUAUAGGUCCAACUGCACUGCAAAAUCAAAUGUUCUUUGUUUGGGACAAAGAAUGUUUUUUAAAAAUAUUAGAUGCAACUGGACUUCUGGAUACAAGUGGAGCACAACACUAUUGCUGAGCAUCACUUUAGGUGGAUUUGGAGCAGAUAGAUUCUAUCUUGGGCAUUGGCAGGAAGGAAUAGGCAAGCUGUUCAGUUUUGGAGGAGCUGGAGUAUGGACCCUUAUUGAUGUGAUAUUAGUUGCUGUAGGCUACCUUAAACCUGCAGAUGGAUCUGUGUACAUAUAAUAUGUGGAAUUAAGGAAUAUACAAAUUUGACAUACAAA